AUGCCGAAUCCAUUUGGACGCUUGGUCCCUAUCCUCAUCGAUGUCGUCUUGGACAACGUACACGUCUCUGAGAAGCUCAUCUAUGACGUGUUUGGAGAGCUAACCCCAUUAGGCCUUGCAGAGAGACUCGCAGACGAGUACUGUCUGUCUCCUUUGGCAGCACACCGCCUGCAAAGGAUCGUCACGGCGCAGGCUGCUCCAGACUGCCGACCCCUGCUGGUCCUGAUAGACGGCCCACCAUGCCUUGUUACAAUUCCUCUCUGUAUAGUCAUUGACAAUAUUGGGCUCAAGGAUACGCUGUGCCUGGACGUGAAUAAUAAGCAGUUGGAUCUAGAUGCAGUCAUUGAUAAUAUCAUACGAGAGAAGGCGCUAGGACUGACGCACCUGUCCUACCUUAAAUGGAGAAAGGCGAUCAUGUUUCAGAUCCUCACAGAGGUCUACAAGGCUGUAGAAUGCUCGAUAAAACAGCUGGACCCCCCACAGAGGCUCACAGAUGUGGUCGGGCCGUGCCCUUGUUUGGGGCCGGUGGAGUAG
This is a messenger RNA of Giardia duodenalis, 534 nucleotides long. RefSeq lists its product as uncharacterized. The transcript has a single exon. Lineage: Eukaryota; Fornicata; Diplomonadida; Hexamitidae. The record is from RefSeq and is a predicted model, not a curated record. The coding region runs from base 1 to 534 and encodes 177 amino acids.